AUGGCUCCUCGCCAUGUGGAGAUCACAGAGACGGACGAGGCUGGCAACACCAUUGCUACUUACUUAUCCUCUGGGACCAGCUCCGAAAAUGUCUGCAGAAUUGAUGUGAUACACCCAACGACGCAGAGGCCAUGGCAGAAGCUGCUGAACAUCUUUCUCCCGGCCGGCUAUCCCCACAGCGUGACUGAUGACUAUCUCGAGUACCAGAUCUAUGACUCACUCCAAGCAUUUGCUAGCAGUAUCGCAGGAUUACUGAGCUCCCGCGCUGUACUUUCGUCUGUCGGCGUUGGCGACUCCACAUCCUCACCAACAGCGGCACUGCUUCUGAGUAUCGUCCAAGACUCUGUAGGACGCCUGGCGACCAUCGCUUUCGCCGAUCGAUAUGGUACAGCAUUGGAGCCGGAGUGCAAGAUGUAUCGUCUGCUAGCCGAUGUGCUCAACGACAUUGCGUUCAUCCUGGACUGCAUGUCUCCGAUAUUUCCAAAGGCGGUUCGCGUCGUCAUUCUCAGCUUCAGCAGCGUUCUCCGAGCACUGUGUGGCGUGGCUGCAGGAUCAGCAAAGGCCAGUCUGAGCGCUCACUUUGCGCGAUGGGGGAACCUGGGAGAGCUCAAUGCUAAAGACUCGAGUCAGGAGACUGUCAUAUCUCUGCUCGGCAGUCUGGCAGGCUCCGUGGUCGUGUACUACGUCACAAGUCCAUUCGCUACCUGGACAACGCUCAUACUACUGCUAGCGAUACAUUUGGAGACGAAUAGAAGAGCUGUACGAGCUGUCAGUAUGCGUACACUCAAUCGACAACGAGCCACUCUUGUCUAUCACCAUCUGAAACGUGGGCGCGUGCCGAAUCCCAGAGAGGUAUCCGAGCAGGAGUUGAUAUUUGAACGAGAUGGUGUUCUACGUUCUGUAGUAGGUGCGAUUGUGGGCUGGUGCAAAAUCGGCUCGCAGCUCGAGAUACCACUGCGACGCAUGGCGUUCAAGCGUGGCGUGACUCGAUCAUUAUUGAUGAAAGAUUCCUGGUUUGAGCAGACCAUGCUUCUGCUUGGGAACAGGCGCUAUGUACUCAUCUUGGAAGAAGGCUCAGCUCUGCCGCAUGUAUACAUUGUGCUCGAGAAGCAAGCGACUACUGCAGACAUCCUAGCGGGUUGGUGGCAAGCUCUAGCCUUUGCAGAAGCACAUGCAUCAGGUUCACGAGGCAGCAAGGAAUUGAGCUAUGUACAAGAUGAUGAGAUCUUCUCACGUCUGGCAGCUACCGCACAUUCGACCAGUGAUAUGAUGGAGCAGUACCGGACUCGACUCGUGGAAGCUGGCUGGGAUUUGGACACAAAUGCCCUUGAGACAAGGUCAGCUGCGCGAAUCACCGUUGGCACCAAAUAA
Recurvomyces mirabilis is the source of this 1371-nucleotide messenger RNA. RefSeq lists its product as uncharacterized. The transcript has 4 exons. Bases 1 to 1371 code for a protein of 456 amino acids. The record is from RefSeq and is a predicted model, not a curated record. NCBI's taxonomy places the organism in Eukaryota, Fungi, Ascomycota, Dothideomycetes, Mycosphaerellales, Teratosphaeriaceae.